AGGGUGUAGGUGGAUGAGGUGGAGGAUAUACCAUCGGGCUAUACGUGAUCUAGAGCCUAGAGGCUCAUUUCGUGUGUGACUGUUAUGCCUGCGUUGUGUUUUUUUCCCCAUAGGAUAAUUGGCAAUCGCUGCCAAACUUUCAGCCUUGAAUAAGCUUUGUUGAUUUCCCCGGUUAUGAACGGCUGACUAUUUCGAUAAUAACUCAACCUAGCCAAAAAAAAUAGGGGUACAAUACAUGCUGUCCAAAAGAUCUAGGGUCUCGCUUCGGUGCUUUCUGAACAAUCCAUGCAGCCCCAUGUCAGUGCUCGUGUUGAAGGAUAUCCGCGCUGUAUCGCAAACUAAUAAACUACGUGUACACUGACUGUGCAGCAUAUCAACCCGAUUAUUCAAGAUUUGCAAAUUGAAUAUGAAAUGGGUCGGUUGCCUUUGUAGGGACGAUUUCACUGACCCGUUGCGUAGACAAAUAAGCUUUAUCCUUCUGUGCGAGCAGUUGACUUUCGAUCGACGCUAGUUGUUUUCGCUUUCGGGAUAAACUCCGGGUGCUGCCUGCUGGCUGAGCCAUGUUUUUCUGUAGCUAGCACAGGCAGGCUGCAGGCAAGAUGGCGAAGUCAAGGUGGAAACGUUGGUCUUUGGAGUUGGCUCUCGUGCUCGUGUGCUGUUGGACCGGAGACGCUGUUCUGAGAUCCCGGGGACAGGCAGACUCUGAGGAUUUGCCUGUUGUACGGCCGUCCAUCCCGGACGCCGGCACCGUGCACGGCCACCGUGGUUACGCCGGGACCCUGGGCGUUCUCACGGCGGCUGCUUUGGUCAUCCCUGCUGGAAUCAUUUCCAUUAUCUACUUGCUGUACACUCACAUUUGCAAAGAGGGCGAUGAAGAUGCAGACGAGAUGAUCACGGGAGGCAAGAAUGAAUGGAGCGAGAUUAGCUCCAAUGACGUCAUGCUUGUCAAUCACUUAUGGUCCAAGACGAGUGGCUGGCCCGAAGAGGAGGAGGACGAGGAAAUGAACGCUCUGCUGCUGGAGGGCGCCCUAGGCCAAGACAUCCAGGACGGCAUGGAGAAGUUGAGCCUGAUCAGCCGGAAUGGAAGCAGCGGAGACGUGACGAACGACUCCGGUGGUUUCGCGACGAUGAACGGCCCGGACGCGGACUCGAUCACGCCUGAACGCGAGACGCUCGUGGAAGCCGGGAAAGAACCGGUCGAGGCGGACCGAAACGGUGAUCUGACCACGAAUACGGUUGAGGUUCACGUUACGGCCGAUGACACCUACGGGCCCAAAGCUACAAACCACGGUAUGGAAGAGAGCAAAAGACCAGUGGUUGCCGAGCAGGAGCCGGCACGCUUCAAGCAGUCUGUCAACAUGAAAGUCGUGAACCAGGUGCACGUGGAGUUGAGGCUGACGGAUUUAGGCGAAGACAGUGCGCCACCAGCGGUGAACGACGGCAAAGAAAAAUACAUGUCUGAGAUGCAGUUGUACCUUCCUGGAUUUGAGAGGAAAACUGACGAAAGAGGGCGCUCUUUCGGGGUUGAUAUUAACGACAACGGUGGCUGGAUUUGAACUUUAAGAUUUAAUUUGAAGUUAUGUCACAAAGUAUCUUCAUUUUUAAAAUUAUCUAUGUAACCCGGUGUAUGAUGAAAACCUAUAUAUUUAUUUUUUGGUUGAUAUUAAACUACUUUUAAUCCUUAAAAAACGUCAUUUUAAAACAACGGUGAUUCACAGGAAAGGUUUUUCUGAUACAUCUUUCUUUUAAAUUAAGGUUUUCUUUUGCUUUUUAUUGAUAGUACAGAGUGUAUAUAAAUUUUAGCAAAAUUAUUUGCAAGUUUCCAUUAAUACGAGUUUGCAGUGCUGUUCAAGA
This is a messenger RNA of Patiria miniata (bat star), 1854 nucleotides long. RefSeq lists its product as uncharacterized. The transcript is spliced from 3 exons. Lineage: Eukaryota; Metazoa; Echinodermata; Asteroidea; Valvatida; Asterinidae. The record is from RefSeq and is a predicted model, not a curated record. Bases 600 to 1556 code for a protein of 318 amino acids.